Ylistrum balloti is the source of this 3792-nucleotide messenger RNA. Its product is annotated as cilia- and flagella-associated protein 418-like. The transcript has 6 exons. Bases 26 to 559 code for a protein of 177 amino acids. The record is from RefSeq and is a predicted model, not a curated record. NCBI's taxonomy places the organism in Eukaryota, Metazoa, Mollusca, Bivalvia, Pectinida, Pectinidae. Gene Ontology annotation, cellular component: cytosol.
UGUUUGGACUGGUUUACUUGAGGCAAUGGCAGACGAUAUAGAUGAUCUUCUUGAUGAAGUGGAGACUAAAUACUGUUCGAGGGAUAAACAGAAAAAUAGAAAAUUGAACAGAAAUAGAAAAUCAACAGAUGAUGACUUGGAUGAUAUUUUGAAUGAUAUCACAGUGGAUCCUGAUUUCAAACCAGUGAAAUCAAGUGAGAUUAAAUCAAGCAAUCGAACUGUACCCCGUCCAGAAUCUGCCCGAAAGUGUUUUCCAUUGUACUUGGGAGGCUCUGCUAGCUCUCUAGGAAUAGCCAAUUCUUUGACUCCAAGGUCCUGUGAUAAAAUGCGAUGUACAUCAUGUGAUUUUAAAAUUGCCAUUUUUGACAAUUUUGAGUGGGAUGCAACAACCGACUACCUUUUUCUUAGGAAUAAUUGUCCAGACUUUCAAAGAUUGAAAUCAAAAUUACGGUCCAAAAAAGGUUGUCGAGCCUAUUGUUGCCAGUGUUCUCAUCGCUCAAACACCACAUUAGAAAAACUGACUGACCCAAAUCUGAAGUGGGUGUGUGGGAAACAUUGAUGACAACCAAUACUUAGGACUUCAUCAUCAAUAUACAUUACAAAUUGAUUUAAUUUCUCAUCAAUCAUUUCACUAUUCCUUUGACAAGUUUUACGGUAGAGAGAUUUGAUAUUUUUUAAGAUUUAGAAGGAUCUAUAGUUUACAUUCCUGAGAAAUAUUAGAUAAGGAACUCUGGAGUUGUUGUGAAUUGCUGACAGAUGAUUCUAGAUACAUAUUUAUUUUUUUUUCAGUAAGUUGUAAUCAUGUAUUGUUGGAAAAUCAAACAUAAAAAAUUAGCUGGAUGUUCUGAGUGUACAAUAUGAAUGCUUAAACACCUACUACUUUUGUGAUAUGACUUUUUGGGAUGUCUUUUAAGUGCUGACUUAUUGAAUCUGCUGUCUGAUUAUUAUUGCAUGAUGAUAUCAACAUAACCAUAUGUACAUAUAUCACAUAAGAUCAACUUAAAAAAGUACUGUUUGACAAGCCAUGUAUUGUGAGGAAAGCGUGAUUACCUUUUACGCUUUCACCUGUGUAAACACUGUAUGACAAGUCCCACGACGUGAUGGACAUGUCAAUACAUAAUGUGGGAAAUGUCAUUUUUUACUAUUUCUCCUGUCUUAGCACUGACAAACCCUGUGUCUUGAGAAGUGUGUUCUACUCCUACGUUCUGUGGAGACACUGACCAACAGGACUUGUAGGGAAGUGGAAGUAAUCUCCUGUCUAAAUAGUUUGACAGGCUCUGUAAGGAACUUGUCAUUAUGUGUAUCCAAUUCUCAUAUCUAACCACAUGUUAUGUUUACCCCAUUCUCCAGUCUAAGCAUUGUCAGACCCUUUGUUGUGAGAGGGUUAUCAAUAUGUUUACCCCAUUCUCCUGCCUAGGCAUUGUCCGACCCUUUGUUGUGAGAGGGUUAUCAAUAUGUUUACCCCAUUCUGUGGUCUAAACAUUGUCCGACCCUUUGUUGUGAGAGAGUUAUCAAUAUGUUUACCCCAUUCUGUGGUCUAAACAUUGUCCGACCCUUUGUUGUGAGAGGGUUAUCAAUAUGUUUACCCCAUUCUGUGGUCUAAACAUUGUCCGACCCUUUGUUGUGAGAGGGUUAUCAAUAUGUUUACCACAUUCUCUGGUCUAAACAUUGUCCGACCCUUUGUUGUGAGAGGGUUAUCAAUAUGUUUACCCCAUUCUCUGGUCUAAACAUUGUCCGACCCUUUGUUGUGAGAGGGUUAUCAAUAUGUUUACCCCAUUCUCCGGUCUAAGCAUUGUCAGACCCUUUGUUGUGAGAGAGUUAUCAAUAUGUUAACCCCAUUCUCCUGCCUAGGCAUUGUCAGACCCUUUGUUGUGAGAGAUUUAUCAAUAUGUUGUCAGACCCUUUGUUGUGAGAGGGUUAUCAAUAUGUUGUCCGACCCUUUGUUGUGAGAGAUUUAUCAAUAUGUUUACCCCAUUCUCCUUCCUAGACAUUGUCCGACCCUUUGUUGUGAGAGAUUUAUCAAUAUGUUGUCAGACCCUUUGUUGUGAGAGGGUUAUCAAUAUGUUGUCAGACCCUUUGUUGUGAGAGGGUUAUCAAUAUGUUGUCAGACCCUUUGUUGUGAGAGAUUUAUCAAUAUGUGACCAUUUUGUUGUGAGAGAUUUAUCAAUAUGUGACCAUUUUGUUGUGAGAGAUUUAUCAAUAUGUGACCAUUUUGUUGUGAGAGAGAUUUAUCAAAAUGUUUGAUGGGUUAUUUGGUGUGAGGCAUCCAUAUGUUUACCCCAUUCUUUUGUUUAAGCAGUUUAACAAGGCCUUGGUUGAGAGGAGUGUGUCAUAACGUUGAACUUUUCCUUUGUCAAAAAUCUGACAAGCCCUGUGUUUUGAGGGUUGUGUCACUAUGUUCACAUUUUCCCCUGCGUAAACACUGACAGGCCCUGGAUUUGUUUUAGGGGCAUGUCAUUAUGUUCACCUUUUUCCGCAAUCUAAACACCAAAAGGCCCUUGACUUUGGGGAGCAUGUCAUAUAUAGUUACCAUUUCCCCUGUCUAAUUAUGGACAGGCCAUUAGUUUUGGGGAAUGUGUCAUCAUUGUCACCAGUUCCCAUUUGUAAACGCUCUGGGUUUUGAGGGCAUGUCACUAUGUUCACCAGUUCCCCUUUGUAAACGCUCUGGGUUUUGAGGGCAUGUCACUAUGUUCACCAGUUCCCCUUUGUAAACGCUCUGGGUUUUGAGGGCAUGUCACUAUGUUCACCAUUUCCUCAGUGUAAAUGCCCAGGGUGUUGAAGGCAUGUCACAAUGUUCUCAUGUUUCCCUGUGUAAACGCCCAGGGUAUUGAGGGCAUGUCACUAUGUUCUCCAGUUUCCCUGUGUAAACGCCCAGGGUUUUAAGCAUGUCACUAUCUUCACCAUUAACCCUGUGUAAACGCCCAGGGUUUUGAGGGCAUGUCACUAUGUUCACCAUUUCCUCUGUGUAAACGCCUAGGGUGUUGAGGGCAUGUCACUAUGUUCUCCAGUUUCCCUGUGUAAACGCCCAGGGUUUUAAGCAUGUCACUAUCUUCACCAUUAACCCUGUGUAAACUCCCUGGGUUUUGAGGGCAUGUCACUAUGUUCUCCAGUUUCCCUGUGUAAACGCCCAGGGUUUUAAGCAUGUCACUAUCUUCACCAUUAACCCUGUGUAAACGCCCAGGGUUUUGAGGGCAUGUCACUAUGUUCACCAUUUCCUCUGUGUAAACGCCUAGGGUGUUGAGGGCAUGCGACUAUGUUCUCCAGUUUUCUUGUGAAAACGUUCAGGGUUUUGAGGGCAUGUCACUAUGUUCACCAUUUCCUCUGUGUAAACGCCCAGGGUGUUGAAGGCAUGUCACUAUGUUCAACAUUUCCCCUGUGUAAACGCCCAAGGUUUUGAGAGCAUGUCACUAUGUUCACCAUUAACCCUGUGUAAACGCCCAGGGUUUUGAGGGCAUGUCACUAUGUUCACCAUUAACCCCGUGUAAACGCCCAGGGUUUUGAGGGCAUGUCACUAUGUUCACCAUUAACCCCGUGUAAACGCCCAGGGUGUUGAGGGCAUGUCACUAUGUUCACCAUUAACCUCGUGUAAACGCCCAGGGUGUUGAGGGCAUGUCUCUAUGUUCUCCAGUUUCCCUGUGUAAACGCUGACAUGCCCAGGGUUUUCAGGGGCGUGCGUUAUGUUCAUCUUUCCCUUGUCUAAACGCUGUUUGACAGCCACAUUGCUGUGAUGGACAUAUCUUGUUUGUUUUUAUAUCACAGGUUGUUUUAAAUAAAGCUGAUAUGUAAAACAAA